CUCCUGUUUUUACUCCUCGUACAGAAGCACAGGCUCAGAGGAGGUGGAGUCAUGAGUGCACCGGAGGCACCUAAUCCUGGGAAGGAGCAGGCUGAAAGUGGAAAUGGGAAUGCAGUCACGGAUCCCUCCACAGCCACGAGUAGUACGCCACCGACGGUUGCUGUGAAGAAAGAGCCUGGGAUCUCAGAGAAGAGCAACGGGAAAGUCGGAGAUGCCAACCCUGCUGAGAUCUGUGUCGUUAUUGGAGGAAAAGAUGGAGGAUCAAGCGGAGGUGGAACCCGUAGAGCUCAAACCGAGGGUAUGUUUGCCCUUGGUACUCCUCCUCCAACGAAGAGCACUGACUCAUGCAUAGGUUCGUAUGUAUGUGCAGUGUGUGGGAAAAAGUACAAGUACUACAACUGCUUUCAGACACAUGUCAGAGCACACAGAGGUAAGAUUUUUAUUAUUUUUAUAAAUUUCUUUCUUUAGUGUUUAGGAUUGCAAAAUGAAAUACUGGAAGUAAGACCGCACAAUAUAUUGAAUUGCAUUUGGUUUUGCAAUAUCAGUGUUUGCAGAAGAGUUGCUUGAAAGGUUAUUGAAUACUUUCAGGCUCCUCAUG
Messenger RNA from Poecilia reticulata (guppy), 598 nucleotides. NCBI's taxonomy places the organism in Eukaryota, Metazoa, Chordata, Actinopteri, Cyprinodontiformes, Poeciliidae. The record is from RefSeq and is a predicted model, not a curated record.